Molecule: messenger RNA, 4526 nt
Organism: Pundamilia nyererei
Lineage: Eukaryota; Metazoa; Chordata; Actinopteri; Cichliformes; Cichlidae
Gene: slc12a6
Product: solute carrier family 12 member 6
Exons: 28
Coding region: 702-4322 (1206 amino acids)
Biological process (GO): potassium ion homeostasis; chloride ion homeostasis; chemical synaptic transmission
Cellular component (GO): plasma membrane
Molecular function (GO): potassium:chloride symporter activity
Source: RefSeq, a predicted model, not a curated record
GUUGGAGCGACGGCGAGGAAUAGAGGACCCCCCAGGCGCUCGCGCGUGUGUAUGGUUGAGUCGAUUGAACAACCCCCCCCAAAAAAAAAAAGUCCCGAGAAAACCUGGGAGACACUCCCAAAUUUUUAGUGAUUUAAAACAGCCAUAUGUGCAUAGGGCCACAUGGAAGCCAGAGCCAGACAUCUUUACCUCUAAGGUUGCUUGACAGACAAGUUUUACUUAUGUUUACUUGAGAAAUAGCAGAGAAAGACAAGUUUAAUGCACUUGACUGCUGAGCCAUAGGAUUUGAAACAAAGUGCAGGUAGAAGAGAGAACGCACUGAGGGCAGUUUAAAGAUUUAGCUUGAUAAUAAAAGAGAGCCUCAGCUGUUUGUGUCAUAUCAUGUCUCAGUUUUUAUUCUACACAUUCCCAAAUUUAUAGCCAGGGAUUUGAUCAUUUUGUGCUUGUGUCACUGGAAACAUUUAUUUGUUGUACCUUUUCUUUCACAUGCCGUGUGGAAGAAGUCUAGUUUGCUUAAAUGGAGAAUUUCAGCGUCAAAAGGGCAAAUUGUAGAGGACGCCAUUACCUCAGCAUCAACUGCAAAAUAGCCUAGCCUAGCUCAGCUCAGCUCAGCCCUGCUGGCCAGUCCGUGACUCCUCCUUCCCCUUCCCUCUUCUCCCACAUAGUGCCCCUCCACCCCUGUCUCUUUCAAGUGAGCUAUAAUGGCAUCGGUGCGCUUCACCGUGACGCCCACUAAGGCGGAGGACCUUCCAGGGGGGUCAGACCUGUCACCUGACAUCAGCCUGCGCUCCGGUUCCCGUGUGCGCUUUGAGUCAGACAGCGCCAACCGAAGUGACCCACUAAGCGAAGUUUCUGGAGGUGUGACGACGACUUCUGCAGGAGGAGGGGCUGACACCCCGGAUCACAGCAGCAUAGACCAAGGUGAGGGAAAUUCAAAAACCUCCAGCGUGUACAUCAACAGCAAUCAUCAGGUGGACGAUGACGACUUCUACGACAAAAACCUGGCCUUGUUUGAGGAGGAGAUGGACACUCGACCGAAGGUGUCCUCUCUCCUCAGCCGCCUGGUCAACUACACCAACCUGACUCAGGGGGCCAAAGAGCAUGAAGAGGCCGAGAGCAUCGGCGAGAAAAAGAAACCCAGCAAGUCGCCACAGAUGGGGACGCUGAUGGGCGUGUACCUGCCUUGUCUGCAGAACAUCUUCGGCGUCAUCUUGUUCCUGCGGUUGACCUGGGUGGUGGGAACUGCCGGCGUGCUGCAGGCCUUCUGUAUUGUUCUUAUGUGCUGUUGCUGUACAAUGUUGACCGCCAUAUCAAUGAGUGCAAUCGCAACCAAUGGAGUCGUACCAGCGGGAGGUUCCUACUUCAUGAUCAGCCGCUCUUUGGGUCCAGAGUUUGGGGGGGCGGUAGGCCUGUGCUUCUACUUGGGCACAACCUUCGCUGGAGCCAUGUACAUCCUGGGAGCUGUCGAGAUCCUUCUGAUGUACAUUGCACCCAGAGCAGCGAUCUUUGAAGGUGAAGGAGGAGCCAUGUUGAACAACAUGAGGAUAUACGGCUCCAUCUUUCUCCUCUUCAUGGCCUUGCUGGUUUUCGUGGGGGUCAAGUAUGUGAACAAACUGGCCUCUGUCUUCUUGGCCUGUGUCAUCAUCUCCAUUUUAUCCAUUUAUGUCGGAGCGCUGGUUUCUGCCUUCAGCGUGCCGGAUUUUCCCGUAUGCAUGCUGGGAAACAGAACUAUCAACGCCCAUGAUGUUGUUGACAACCACUGUAGUAAAACUGUCCUGGUUAAAGUUCCAGCUGAGAAAUUAGACAGCAACUUCACGAUUAACGAAAACAGCACAGUGGGCCCCACUUUUGACCCCAGCCAUGUCCCAGAGGUGAUGGUGGAGAAGACCACACAUCUUUGGAAGUUAUUUUGCCAUAACGCACAGCUCAACACCACCUGUGACGAAUACUUCACUUCAAACAACUUCUCUGAGAUUAAAGGGAUCCCCGGACUGACUAGUGGGGCCAUAUCAGAGAACCUGUGGAGUACAUACCUCCACAAAGGGGAUGUUUUGGAGAAAAGAUCCCUCCACACCUCUCAAGUUGCACACCCAGCCUCUGAUCGCUAUCCGUACGUGUUUGCUGACAUCACCACCUCUUUCACAGUGCUCGUGGGCAUCUUCUUCCCCUCAGUCACAGGAAUCAUGGCCGGCUCCAACCGGUCGGGGGAUUUAAAAGAUGCUCAGCGCUCCAUCCCCAUCGGAACCAUCCUCGCCAUCCUCACCACCUCUUUAGUCUAUCUGAGCAAUGUCGUGUUGUUUGGAGCCUGCAUCGAGGGGGUGGUCCUCAGAGACAAGUUUGGAGAUUCAGUUAAAGGCAAUCUGGUGGUGGGGACUUUGGCUUGGCCCUCGCCGUGGGUCAUUGUGAUCGGGUCCUUCUUCUCCACAUGUGGCGCGGGCCUCCAGUCUUUGACUGGCGCUCCACGACUCCUGCAGGCCAUCGCCAAAGACAACAUCAUCCCCUUCCUCCGGGUCUUUGGCCACGGGAAAGCUAACGGGGAACCUACGUGGGCUCUGCUGCUGACAGCUCUGAUAGCUGAGCUGGGGGUUCUCAUCGCAUCUCUGGACAUGGUGGCUCCUAUUCUGACAAUGUUCUUCCUUAUGUGUUACCUGUUUGUGAACCUGGCCUGUGCCCUUCAGACCCUCCUGAGGACACCCAACUGGAGGCCUCGCUUCUCAUACUACCACUGGAGCUUGUCCUUUCUGGGGAUGACUUUCUGCCUGGCGCUCAUGUUCAUAUCCUCUUGGUACUACGCAAUCGUUGCCAUGGUGAUUGCCGGGAUGAUCUACAAGUACAUUGAGUAUCAAGGGGCAGAGAAGGAGUGGGGAGAUGGGAUCCGUGGUCUGUCACUCAGCGCUGCCCGUUAUGCUCUGCUGAGGCUGGAAGAAGGACCACCGCAUACUAAAAACUGGAGGCCUCAGCUUUUGGUGUUACUAAAACUGGACGAAGACGCCCACGUCAAGUCUCCUCGGCUCCUGACGUUUGCCAGCCAGCUAAAGGCGGGAAAAGGCCUGACCAUUGUUGGCACUGUUGUCCCCGGGAACUACCUGCAGAGCUAUGGAGAGGCGCUCGCUGCUGAGCAGACUCUGAAGCACCUGAUGGAUAAGGAGCGCGUGAAGGGCUUCUGCCAGUGCAUCGUGGCUCAAAAGCCACGUGAUGGGAUCAGCCACAUGAUCCAGUCAAGUGGCCUGGGAGGAAUGAAACCCAACACUGUGGUGAUGGGCUGGCCUCACGCCUGGAGGCAAAGCGAGGACCCACAGUCCUGGAAGACCUUCAUCAACACAGUGCGGGUGACCACAGCGGCCCACCUUGCGCUUCUGGUGCCCAAAAACAUCUCCCUGUUCCCUAGCAACUCCGAGCCCUGCACAGAGGGCUACAUCGAUGUGUGGUGGAUCGUCCAUGACGGCGGGAUGCUGAUGCUUCUGCCUUUCCUCCUGCGACAACACAAGGUGUGGCGCAAGUGUUCAAUGCGAAUCUUCACAGUGGCCCAGAUGGAGGAUAAUUCCAUCCAGAUGAAGAAGGAUUUGUUAACCUUCACCUAUCAGCUACGCAUCGAUGCUGAGGUGGAAGUAGUGGAGAUGCACGACAGUGACAUCAGUGCAUAUACCUAUGAGAGGACGCUGAUGAUGGAGCAGAGGUGUCAGAUGCUCAGACAGAUGCGACUGUCUAAAUCUGAUCGGGACAGAGAGGAGAGCCCUAGCAGUAGCAGCAACAAUGGUAGGCCAGAGGCAGGUGGAGCUACAAGGUCUCAGGCGUAUCUUUCCCCCAGGUACAAAAGUCCUGGACCCUUCACGCCAAACACCUCCAGAGGAGACAGACAGGCCCAGCUGGUGAAGGAUCGUAACUCCAUGCUGCGUCUGACGAGCAUCGGCUCAGACGACGAAGAUGACACAGACGGCGGCGAGCGAGACCGGGCGGCGAGCGGCGGCGGCGGCAGCUCUGAGCACCACCGCCGCAUUCAGAUGACCUGGACCAAAGAGAAGACCACACAAUACAGAGCGACGCACUCGGGCUGCUCCACCCCCGAGGGCUUCAGGGACAUGCUGAGCAUCAGGCCGGACCACUCCAACGUCAGGCGAAUGCACACUGCCGUCAAACUCAACGAGGUCAUCGUCAACAGAUCCCACGACGCCCGGAUCGUCCUGCUCAACAUGCCUGGACCUCCCAGGAACACCGAAGGAGAUGAGAACUACAUGGAGUUCCUGGAGGUCCUGACAGAAGGAUUGGAGCGUGUGCUGUUGGUGAGAGGCGGAGGAAGUGAAGUCAUCACCAUCUACUCCUGAUUAGACAAACACAGGAAGCCAGCAUCAAGCAAGCAGCCAGUCGUGCAGGAGAGAGCAGAGUGAAGACGAUGGGAUCUGGGAACCUGAAAAAGAGCGAUUGUCGAUUGUCACACUUCCCUGUCGUGGCGCUGGUUUCCAUCCCACAUGCUGUCCAAGCUACAAAAAUGCCAACACAAUUCCAACAAGGAGCAGAAACAAAAAUAA